This is a messenger RNA of Engraulis encrasicolus (European anchovy), 1603 nucleotides long. It is a transcript of the gene fen1, whose product is annotated as flap structure-specific endonuclease 1. Bases 237 to 1379 code for a protein of 380 amino acids. Gene Ontology annotation, molecular function: 5'-flap endonuclease activity; RNA-DNA hybrid ribonuclease activity; magnesium ion binding. The record is from RefSeq and is a predicted model, not a curated record. Gene Ontology annotation, cellular component: nucleus. The transcript is spliced from 12 exons. NCBI's taxonomy places the organism in Eukaryota, Metazoa, Chordata, Actinopteri, Clupeiformes, Engraulidae.
CCCCAUGGCCCAGACCAAUCGUAUUUCACCAACAGGGACGUUCCAGUAUUUUUUCCUGGUCCGACAGAAACAAUCGUUGUGGAGCAAUCGAUUGAGUACAACUGAGUAUAGCUGAAGUUUGGCUAUCGUACAUUAAUGCCUACUUUUAGAAUUCCGCGCGAAACAACACGCAUUUUCUUCGCGCCAGUGGUGGUGACUGCAGUGGAUUUGUAGCACGGCUUUAAUCGUCAGACGUCAUGGGAAUACACGGGCUUGCCAAACUGAUUGCAGACCAGGCACCUACCGCCAUCAAAGAGCAAGAAAUAAAGAGCUACUUUGGGCGAAAGAUCGCUAUUGAUGCAUCCAUGUGCAUUUACCAGUUUCUGAUCGCUGUCAGACAAGAUGGCAAUGUGCUGCAGAACGAUGAUGGGGAGACCACAAGCCAUCUCAUGGGCAUGUUCUAUCGGACCAUCCGCAUGCUGGAGAGUGGCAUCAAGCCCGUCUAUGUGUUUGAUGGCAAACCCCCACAGCUGAAAUCAGGAGAGCUGGAGAAGAGAGGGGAGAGGAGAGCAGAGGCUGAAAAACUGCUUGCCCAGGCCCAGGAAGCUGGUGAACAGGAGAACAUUGACAAGUUCAGCAAGCGCCUUGUGAAGGUCACUAAGCAACAUAACGAGGAGUGCAAGAAGCUGCUUACGCUCAUGGGGGUGCCUUACGUUGAUGCUCCGUGCGAGGCAGAGGCCUCCUGUGCCGCCCUGGUGAAGUCUGGGAAGGUGUUCGCCACGGCAACGGAGGAUAUGGACGGGCUGACGUUUGGAACCAACGUCCUCCUGAGGCAUCUCACAGCCAGCGAAGCAAAGAAGCUGCCCAUUCAGGAAUUUCAUUUCAGUCGUGUUCUUCAGGAGACGGGGCUAACACAUGAGCAGUUUAUAGACCUGUGUAUCCUGCUGGGCUGUGACUACUGUGGGACCAUCAAGGGGAUCGGCCCCAAGAGAGCAGUGGACCUCAUCAAGCAGCAUGGCAGCAUUGAGGAGAUCCUGGAAAACAUCGACCUCAAUAAAUACCCACCACCUGAGGACUGGCUGUAUAAGGAGGCCCGGGGGCUGUUUUUGGAACCAGACGUGGUGGACUGUUCAACUGUUGACCUCAAGUGGAACGAGCCCGAUGAGGAGGCACUCAUCAAGUUCAUGUGCGAUGAGAAACAGUUCAGUGAGGACCGGAUGCGUAACGGCUGCAAGAAGAUCAUGAAGAGUCGCCAGGGGAGCACGCAGGGACGACUGGACUCCUUCUUCUCCGUCACCGGAUCGCUCUCCUCCAAACGCAAGGAGCCACAGCAGAAUGGCUCCGCUAAGAAGAAACAGAAGACUGGUGCUACUCCUGGCAAGUUCAAGAAGGGACGGUAAAGAAAGAGGAGAUGGGAUUACUACUAUUUGGAGUCCAGAACAGAAGUGUUUACGUGUGGUGAAAGCGGUGUUCACCUUUAUUCCAUUCCUCUCCAUGAUUCCAGACAAUAUUGGUUCACAAAAUCAUUUUAAUGAACUCAACGAAGCUGUAGAUAACUGUUUUAAUAAAUAUUUUUUGUCUGUGUUUACCAAAAUAAAGUUGGAUUGUGUAUUUCCUGAAAGUA